Messenger RNA from Saccharomyces eubayanus, 1050 nucleotides. It is a transcript of the gene RNH1, whose product is annotated as RNA-DNA hybrid ribonuclease. Gene Ontology annotation, biological process: DNA replication, removal of RNA primer. The coding region runs from base 1 to 1050 and encodes 349 amino acids. NCBI's taxonomy places the organism in Eukaryota, Fungi, Ascomycota, Saccharomycetes, Saccharomycetales, Saccharomycetaceae. Gene Ontology annotation, molecular function: magnesium ion binding; nucleic acid binding; RNA-DNA hybrid ribonuclease activity. The record is from RefSeq and is a predicted model, not a curated record. The transcript has a single exon.
AUGGCAAGACAAGGCGGGUUUUAUGCUGUUCGAAAAGGUAGAGAAACUGGGAUCUUCAAUUCGUGGGAUGAAUGCAAGAGCCAAGUGAAUGGGUACGGCGGUGCCAUUUACAAAAAGUUUGACAACUAUGGUGAAGCCAAAUCCUUUGUCGGCCAAUCGAAUAAUGCAUCGGAUUACAGGAGUUCCGACCGUUUCGCAAACUCUAAUAUUAGCAAACCUCAUAGUAGACGAAAGCCCUCUCACGGGUUAAAUGCGCCAUCAUCUUUCUAUUCCUCGCUAACACCAUCUCCAGCAUCAGCAUCAUACUCCGUCAACAAAUCUGCCUUUUACUCAGUAAAAAGUAUCAAUCCAGAAGUCGAGAGUAAGAUUUUCAAUAACUGGAAUGACUGUCAAAACUAUGUCAAGCGUAAAAGAGGUAUAACAUUUAAGAAAUUUGAGGAUCAAUCUGCUGCAGAAAACUUUAUCAAUGGAAUUAGCGUACAUGACUACAAACUAAUGAAUAUUUCUAAGGACACUUUUGAAUCCAACUAUAAGCAUUCCAACUCUGUCAGAUAUGAUAAAUCCAUGAACGUUUAUUGCGAUGGUUCAAGUCUCGGUAAUGGUACCUCAUCAUCAAGGGCAGGCUAUGGUGCAUACUUUGAGGGAGCGCCUGAGGACAACAUUUCUGAACCCUUAAUGUCGGGAGCUCAAACUAAUAAUAGAGCUGAAAUUGAGGCUGUUUCUGAAGCCUUGAAGAAAAUAUGGCACAACCUAACUACUAAAGAAGAUAAAAUAAACUACCAAAUUAAGACCGAUUCAGAAUACGUGGCCAAACUGUUAAACGAUAGGUACAUGACUUACAAUGAUAGAAAAUUGAAAGAGUUGCCUAAUUCAGAUCUAGUCAUUCCUUUAGUGGAGAGAUUUGUUAAAGUUAAGAAAUAUUAUGAAUUGAAUAAGAACUCCUUCAAAAAUGAUGGCAAAUUCCAGAUUGAAUGGGUCAAAGGACACGCCGGUGAACCAGGUAACGAGAUGGCAGAUUUUCUGGCUAAGAAUGGAGCGUCCAGAAGGUAA